Messenger RNA from Hevea brasiliensis (rubber tree), 2191 nucleotides. RefSeq lists its product as uncharacterized. The transcript has 18 exons. Gene Ontology annotation, biological process: mRNA splicing, via spliceosome. Gene Ontology annotation, cellular component: U2-type spliceosomal complex; catalytic step 2 spliceosome; U12-type spliceosomal complex. Bases 164 to 1930 code for a protein of 588 amino acids. Lineage: Eukaryota; Viridiplantae; Streptophyta; Magnoliopsida; Malpighiales; Euphorbiaceae. The record is from RefSeq and is a predicted model, not a curated record.
CAUUUUUUUUUUCCCUAAAAAUGUGUCGUGAAAUUUUGCAGGUCGGUCACUUUGCAUUUUGCCAUAGCUGGAGCCACUCAAAGCUCUGAACACCCCAAACGCCUCCAUCAAUCGAAUUUUCUUUUCAAUUGGACGCUAACUCCCGAGAAUUUCCGGAAAAACCAUGGCCGCCGAUACUCUGCCGUACCAAAACGGCGUCGUCUCCAACGGAGAUCUGGCCACUAACCCUAGCUCCAACAACGCCAACGCUAAGAAGUCACGGGACAGCGAAAGGCGCCGUCGCAGGCGCAAGCAGAAGAAGAACAACAAGACUGCUUCUCAGGCUCUUGAUGCCACUGCCAACAGCAACAAAAGUGACGAUGACGAUUCUGCCGCUAACGGCGACGAUGCCAAGGAGAAUAACGAUCCUCAACAGGCCUUCGAGCAAGUGGUGGUUGAGUAUGUUCCAGAAAAGGCAGAGUUGGAAGCUGGGUUGGAUGACGAAUUCAGGAAGAUCUUUGAGAGAUUUAAUUUCCAUGAAAUUGCUGGUUCUGAGGAGAAUGAUAAAAAAGAUGAAUCUGCCCAAAAUGCUGAUUCGAAGAAAAAGGUCGAUUCAGAUUCAGAAGAGGAAGAACAAGAUGCUACACAGAAGGAGAAAGGCGUGUCAAACAAGAAGAAAAAGCUUCUGCGACGGAUGAAGAUUGCAGAACUAAAACAGAUAUGCUCUAGGCCUGAUGUUGUUGAGGUGUGGGAUGCUACUGCAGCAGACCCGAAGUUGCUAGUGUUUUUGAAAUCAUACAGAAAUACUGUUCCUGUGCCAAGGCAUUGGUGUCAGAAAAGGAAAUUUUUGCAGGGAAAACGUGGUAUUGAGAAGCAACCUUUUCAGCUUCCUGAUUUCAUUGCUGCAACAGGAAUUGAGAAAAUCAGACAGGCUUACAUUGAAAAAGAGGAUAGUAAGAAGUUGAAACAGAAGCAACGAGAGCGGAUGCAGCCAAAGAUGGGAAAAAUGGAUAUUGAUUAUCAGGUCCUUCAUGAUGCGUUUUUUAAGUACCAAACAAAGCCAAAGCUUACUACUCAUGGUGACCUCUAUCAUGAAGGGAAAGAAUUUGAGGUGAAGCUUAGAGAGAUGAAGCCUGGCAGUCUUUCACAAGAAUUAAAAGAAGCUCUUGGCAUGCCAGAGGGUGCACCGCCACCUUGGCUUAUCAAUAUGCAGAGGUAUGGCCCUCCACCAUCUUAUCCCCACCUGAAAAUCCCUGGUCUGAAUGCUCCCAUUCCACCUGGAGCUAGCUUUGGUUAUCAUCCUGGUGGCUGGGGCAAACCUCCUGUUGAUGAAUAUGGUCGUCCUUUGUAUGGAGAUGUUUUUGGAGUUCAGCAACAAGAACAGCCCAAUUAUGAGGAAGAGCCAGUUGAUAAAACCAAGCAUUGGGGUGACUUGGAGGAAGAGGAGGAGGAGGAAGAAGAGGAAGAGGAGGAGCAGAUCGAGGAAGAGGAGUUGGAGGAUGGCAUUCAAUCUGUGGAUAGCCUCUCGAGCACACCAACUGGUGUUGAAACACCAGAUGUCAUUGACCUCCGUAAGCAGCAAAGAAAGGAACCUGAGAGGCCUCUUUACCAAGUUCUUGAAGAAAAAGAAGAGAGGAUUGCUCCGGGGACUUUACUUGGAACAACCCACACGUAUGUGGUUGCCAGUGGCACUCAAGACAAGUCAGCAGCUAAAAGGGUUGAUCUUCUUCGAGGCCAGAAAACAGAUAGAGUUGAUGUCACUUUACAACCUGAGGAAUUGGACGCUUUGGACAAUGUUUUGCCUGCAAAGUACGAGGAAGCAAGAGAGGAGGAGAAGAUGCGUAGCCAACGUGAGGAUUUCAGUGAUAUGGUUGCAGAGAAUGAGAAGAAAAGGAAGCGAAAGAUGCAGGAAAAGGAAGGGAAAUCAAAGAAAAAAGAUUUCAAGUUUUAGGGUGGAAGGCAGACAUCGUCACCAAGUGAAAAUGAAAGAAUUUGUUAGUUCCGGCUGUGAAAUCUCGCUUGUGUUGUUUAGAUGCGGAGAAUUGUCUAAUGUUGCCAUCCUUUUAUAUGUUAUUGAGUUCCCAGCAAUAUCACUAAUUUUCCGUCUUCCAUGGUGUAGUUUUGCUAUCAAUUACAGCAUUAUGAUGGUAAAGCUGUAAUGGAAGUAUGUACAAUAGAAUCUAAUAAAACAAGAUUUUCUUCGAUUUGAUUA